UCCCGAUUAGUCAGAGUGGAAGGGGUUAAAUUCUCAGCCAUCCUAUUCUAAAGUGAUUUAUGAUGACGUGUAGUGUUUCAAAAACUCUCCCCAACCCCAAAAAACAGCACUCUCCCUCCCCACUGGGUCUUUUCUCAACAUACUGAAAUGGGAAGGAGGCGGUGUUUCGCUGAUCUGUUAAAUUCUUAGUGAAGUUUCCUUGAUUUCCAGUGGUCGCUGUUGUUGGGAGUUUGGUUUGGAUCAAAACUGAGGUUGUCCUGGCAUUUCUGGGACUGAAUCCAGGCAAGAGGAAGAAGAAAAAGAAGGAGAUGGAAAAGAGAAGCAAACAAGGUGGGGAGUAAUAAAGGGAAGAGAGAAACACAGGAAAAGAGAAAAGGUUCUUUUUCAACAUCACAUUCCUGUGUUUUCCCUUAGCCUGGAAAACAUAUUAAUCCCAGUGCUUUUAGGCUCGGAGACAAAGGGACUGAGUCAGACUGUGGGAGAAAGGGUGAUAAGAAGAAUCUUGGAAGUCUAAAAAGAGAAAGAGUGAGGUUCUUAAAUAGCUGGGGCUCCACUUAAGGGACAUUCUGUGUCAGCACAGGGGCUGGCAAAUGCAGACAGACAAGACCUAGUAGAAGCUACAGGCAAAUGGAGAUGCAAAGACGGAAAAGGACGAGCUAGCUCCUUUCACCUCAGUUUACUUGUCAAGAAGGUAAAAAUUCACAGCCAGAAGGAAAAAGAAGUCACUGAACCCUCAGGUCUGGGCAGGCUGUGGCUACUGGGGUGCAGUUUUGGGAGCUGAAGGUGCAGUGCACCCCAUUUGGACUGUUUAGCCUCCAGAAGGAGAAAGAGGGUGCUUCUAGGAAAUCUGUCCUGGGACCACGCUUCAGAUCGCUUUUUAAACCCUCUGCAUUCCAGCUCCAUGAGCCACAAUAGGAUUGCACAAUGACAUGGAGAAUGAGGCUGAGUUUUGCCAUACUGCUGGCAAUGUGUUUGGUGUGUGGAUCUCAACCCCAGCCCCUGGCCAGGAAUAAAGGGAGUCACCGAGGUCCGAAAGCCUUGCAAAAGCCAGAUCGCUUUCUGAGGCACACGGGGAGAUCUCCAGGAAGUGAGAGAACUCUGUUGGAAGAAGCAAACCUUCACCCUCUCCAGAGAAGUGUCGUACCCGUGUUGAGAUUAGCUCGAGCAACUGCACUGCCAUCUCACAAGGGCAUCAAUGGGGUCCCAGUCAGACCUGAGCCGAGACCCACAGCCCGGAGGCCACCCCGUGAGAUGGUUCGAGAUGAGGGGGCUUCAGCUCGGUCGAGAAUGUUGCGCUUCCCCUCCGGGUCCAGCUCGCCCAACAUCCUGGCCAGCUUUGCAGGCAAGAACCGAGUGUGGGUUAUCUCAGCCCCUCACGCCUCGGAAGGCUACUACCGCCUCAUGAUGAGCCUCCUGAAGGACGACGUGUACUGCGAGCUGGCGGAGAGGCACAUCCAGCAGAUCGUGCUGUUCCACCAGGCAGGCGAAGAGGGCGGCAAGGUGCGGAGGAUCACCAGCGAGGGCCGGGUCCUGGAGCAGCCCCUGGACCCCAGCCUCAUCCCCAAGCUGAUGAGUUUCUUGAAGUUGGAGAAAGGCAAGUUCAGCAUGGUGCUGCUGAAGAAGACGCUGCAGGUGGAGGAGCGCUACCCUUAUCCAGUCAGGCUGGAGGCCAUGUACGAGAUCAUCGACCAGGGCCCCAUCCGUAAGAUAGAGAAGAUUCGGCAGAAGGGGUUUGUACAGAAAUGUAAGGCAUCUGGGGUAGAAGGCCAGGUGAUGGAGGAGGGAGACGGCGGCGGGGGGGCAGGAAGGCCAGGCCUGAGCAGUGAGAAGCGGAAAGAAGAUGCCAGGAGAGCCCAAGUCCCACCAACCCGAGACAGUCGGGUGAAGGUGGUGAGAAAACCCGCCACCACCAUGGCUGCGUCUCCCCCACCUCCUUCAACCCCGAGGGCCACCACCCUGCCACCUGCUCCAGUCACAACAGUGACAAGGGCCACCUCUCGCAUGGUGACGGCAGCUGCAAGGCCCACCACCACCACCACGACCAUGCCAACCACCCAGAGGCCCUGGACACCCCGGGUGCACCUCUCCUUAGAUGUGCACAGGCCACCAACCACAGCUGAAGCCACCACAGCCAGGGGACCCAUGGCCUCUGAGAAUCUCUAUCCUCCACCCAGGAAAGAGCAACAAAGGGAGAGGCCACAGACCACCCGGAGACCCAGCAAGGCUGCCAGCUCUGAGAGCUUCACAGCUGCCCUUCCCACCAUUCUCUCGGAGCCCAGCACCAGGGUUGGCAGUAGCCGUUUCCGGGACAACCGCACAGACAGGCGUGAGAAUGGCCACCGGGAUCCGAAUGUGGUGCCAGGACCUCACAAGCCAGCCAAAGGAAAACCUCCCAAAAAGAAGGCCCAGGACAAAAUUAUUAACAAUGAGUAUGAGGACAAGUAUGACCUCAGCCGGCCCACUGCCUCUCAGCUGGAGGAGGAGUUGCAGGUGGGGAAUAUCCCCCCUAAAAAAGCAAAGGAAUCUAAAAAGCAUGAAAAAAUUGAGAAGACUGAUAAGGAGAAGAAAAAGAAGGCAAAGAAUGAGAAAGCAGACAAGUUACACAAGAGUGAAAAGCCAGUGAAAAAAGAGAAGGCAGAGAAAAAGAACAAGCAAGAAAAAGAGAAAAACAAGAAGAAAAAAGCAGGGAAACCAGAGCAGGAUGGUUAUUUGAAGCCCACCACAAAACUUUUCACUCAGAGUCCUAAGAAGUCAAUGACUGACCUGCUGGGCUACUUUGAAGGCAAACGAAGGCUGCUUUUAAUCACUGCUCCUAAGGCUGAGAACAACAUGUAUGUGCAACAGCGAGAUGAAUAUCUAGAAAGUUUCUGCAAGAUGGCCACCAGAAAACUUUCUGUGAUCACCAUUUUCGGCCCUGUCAACAACAGCACCAUGAAAAUCGACCACUUCCAACUAGAUAAUGAGAAACCCAUGAGAGUGGUGGAUGAUGAAGACUUGGUAGACCAACAUCUUAUCAGCGAGCUGAGGAGAGAGUAUGGAAUGACCUACAAUGAUUUCUUCAUGGUGCUCACAGAUGUGGACCUGAGAGUCAAGCAAUACUAUGAGGUGCCUAUAGCAAUGAAGUCUGUAUUCGAUUUGGUCGAUACUUUCCAGUCCCGAAUCAAAGACAUGGAAAAGCAGAAGAAGGAAGGCAUUGUUUGCAAGGAAGACAAGAAGCAGUCAUUAGAGAACUUUCUAUCCAGGUUCCGAUGGAGGAGGCGGUUGCUUGUGAUCUCUGCUCCGAAUGAUGAAGACUGGGCUUAUUCACAGCAGCUCUCUGCCCUCAGUGGUCAGGCAUGCAAUUUUGGUCUGCACCAUAUAACCAUUCUGAAGCUUUUAGGUGUUGGAGAGGAAGUUGGAGGAGUUUUAGAAUUGUUCUCAAUUAAUGGAAGUUCUGUUGUUGAGAGAGAAGACAUACCAGUCCAUUUGGUGAAAGAUAUACGUAACUAUUUUCAAGUGAGCCCAGAAUACUUUUCCAUGCUUCUAGUUGGAAAGGACGGUAAUGUAAAAUCCUGGUAUCCUUCCCCAAUGUGGUCCAUGGUGAUUGUGUACAAUUUGAUUGAUUCCAUGCAACUCCGGAGACAGGAAAUGGCCAUUCAGCAGUCACUGGGGAUGCGUUGCCCAGAAGAUGAGUAUGCAGGCUAUGGUUACCACGGUUACAACCAGGGAUAUCAGGAUGGUUACCAGGAUGACUACCGUCAUCAUGAGAGCUACCACCAUGGAUACCCUUACUGAACAGAAACAUGUAACCUUAGUCCCAGCCAGUCUCCCCUGCAGCUGUUAAGACCACAGGAGGCCAACUACAUAAAGGACUUCUUCCACACCGCCUACAUUCCUUGCCUUUCUCUACCAGUGUUCCUCCACAAUUAAAUAAAUAGCAAACUUUUGCCUA
Molecule: messenger RNA, 3931 nt
Organism: Erinaceus europaeus (western European hedgehog)
Lineage: Eukaryota; Metazoa; Chordata; Mammalia; Eulipotyphla; Erinaceidae
Gene: CCDC80
Product: coiled-coil domain containing 80
Exons: 8
Coding region: 925-3774 (949 amino acids)
Source: RefSeq, a predicted model, not a curated record